CCUGAUUGAACCUCAACGCUGGAGACAACGAACGAGGCACCAGAAGGAACGCUUGAUGGGCCAACUAGCAUAUGUUUUGCAGGACAAUAGCACGAAUGUGUCGAGUUAUUGCGCCCCAUAACCUCGCUUGAGAAAUCCGCGUAGGAUCAUGGCCCCCGAAUCCGAUGCUGACUCCAUCACAUGCAGCCGUUGAAGCCUCCCAGAUCCUCAUUUUAUACCGGCGCAGGGAAAUCUUGAUAGGCCCUCAACUACCAUCUCGUACCUGCCACCCAGCAGCAGCCAAUCAGCAGGGAAGGAUCUAAGCACAUGUAGACACCAAUCUACUGCCUACCAUCAAAGAUCCUACCCUUGACCUCUAGCGGUAUUUCGAUUUGGUCAAGCAAGGAAAUCAUGGACAUCACGUUCGGCGUGCCAGUCCCGGACGACGACGAGGAAGUCCCAGAGCCCAUCGUGCGGACGCCGAGGCUCGCUAUCCGUGCUUUCCGCAACUCGGACGCCGCGGCACUGCAGCGGCUGGCCAACAACGUCGAAGUCUCCCGCACGCUCAGCGACCACUUCCCCUUCCCCUACACCGCCGCCGAUGCCGAGCAGUUCCUGAAGAUCGCCCUGCCCGAUAACGGCGAGUAUGCCAUAUUCCGCAGCUCCGGCCCCGACAGCGAUGAAGAUGACGUCUUUGUGGGCGGCAUCAAGCUCAGUCGCUUGCCUGAUGUCUACUCGUGCGGCAGUGAGGUGGGGUACUGGAUCGGCCGCGAGUUUUGGGGUCAGGGCCUGGCGACCGAAGCCGUGAUUGCAUUUUCACGCUGGGCGUUUGAAUCUCAUCCGGACAUGGAGCGUCUUGAGGGUCUGGUGUACGCCACCAACAUGGCAAGCUCUCAUGUCCUGGAAAAGGCAGGGUUCACCUACGAGGGGACUCGGCGCAGAGCGGCUCGCAAGCGCGGGGAGAUCACUGACGUCCUUGUGUAUGGCUUAUUGCGGGAUGAGAAUGAAGAGAUCACCAAGACCGCAGCUCGUUAAUAGCUCGGUCAGUAGAUGAUAGCUAGGGUGGAAAUCGGUCGACUGCUAGGGUUGAACUUUUUUUUUUGUCUGACUAUGGUUGAGAUAUACAUUGAUAAUGUCA
Messenger RNA from Gaeumannomyces tritici R3-111a-1, 1117 nucleotides. RefSeq lists its product as hypothetical. The transcript is spliced from 3 exons. The coding region runs from base 391 to 1014 and encodes 207 amino acids. Gene Ontology annotation, molecular function: acyltransferase activity, transferring groups other than amino-acyl groups. Lineage: Eukaryota; Fungi; Ascomycota; Sordariomycetes; Magnaporthales; Magnaporthaceae. The record is from RefSeq and is a predicted model, not a curated record.